Hipposideros armiger (great roundleaf bat) is the source of this 1175-nucleotide messenger RNA. It is a transcript of the gene TRIM14, whose product is annotated as tripartite motif containing 14. Gene Ontology annotation, molecular function: zinc ion binding. Lineage: Eukaryota; Metazoa; Chordata; Mammalia; Chiroptera; Hipposideridae. The record is from RefSeq and is a predicted model, not a curated record. The coding region runs from base 119 to 874 and encodes 251 amino acids. The transcript has 5 exons.
CGCCCCGCUGCCCUGGUUUCGAUUCCCCACUAGCGCUCCUUCCUGCACCGCAGCCCUGGUUUCGAUUCCCCACUAGCGCUCCUUCCUGCACCGCAGCCGCCUGAAACUGUGGAGGUGAAUGGCGAGCGCAGCGGCGAUCAGCCGAACACCUGGGGGGCCCGGUCCCGCCGAGUCAGAGGUAGCCUGUGGCUGGCGCUGCCCUGAGCACGGCGACCGCGUGGCCGAGCUCUUCUGUCGCCGCUGUCGGCGCUGCGUGUGCGCGCUUUGCCCGUUGCUGGGCUCGCAUAGGGACCACCCAGUGGGCCUGGCGUUGGAUGAAGCGGCACGCGUGCAGAAACUCACCCAACAAUGUUUAAAGCAGCUGGAAAUCAAGAAGCAGCAGGAAGUUGGCAACAGAAGGCAGAUAGAAGAUGCGGCUGAGAAGCUCAAGGCUCAUGCAGAGUCAAGUAAAAUCUGGCUGGCGGGGAAAUUCACUGAACUCAGAUUACUACUUGAUGAAGAGGAAUCCAUGGUCAAGAAAUUCGUUGACAAAAGCACACAGCACACCCUCCAGGUGUACAGGGAGCAAAUCCAGGCCUGUGGGGAGCAAAUCGACCUCCUGAACAGCCUCUCCAACAGGGUCUGGAGUAUCAGCCAGGAGCCCGAUCCUGUGCAGCUGCUGCAGGAGUUCACAGCCACUGAGCAGGAGAUGAAGCAGCAGAUGACCUUGGGGGAGCUGUGCCACCCUGUGCCCCAAUCCUUCGAGCCCAUCAAGAGCUUCUUCAGGGGCCUCACGGAAGCCAUGCAGAGAACGUUACAGAAGCCACUGGAUGUCCGCUUGAAGGAAAGUCUCGGCCCAACCCACCUUUCCGACUUCACCUCCUACCCAUCCUGAGACUACGGCCUGCCUCUUGCAGCCACAGUGCUACGCUCCUGCCCCUCAGUCACUCCUGGGAUUCUACCAUACCUCCACUUUGCCUGCUUUGGGGUCCAGCUAAAAUGGCCAUCUCCCCCUCCCCUUCCUCUGCCUGGUCAAGUCCCACUAUCCCUGUGGGGCCAGCAGAGCUGCGCUUAUGUGGAAAGUCUUUCCAUGCCACCCCAGACUCACUCCCUCUCCUGGCUGUCUCCCCUUCUGCCCUUCCCUCCAGGGUCUGCACCAUCUCCUGUCUGGGGGUGUUUAUAAGCUGGAUUCAUGG